AUGACCGUGGCCAAGUUUGUUCUACUAGCUUUAGUCGCUCGCGGGGGACGAUACCAGAAGAUACUCGAAAACAAUGCGGCGGGUACCAUAUCAGCGGUAGCUGCGGGCGCCAACGAACGUAAGUCCCGACCUCUGGCGCGGAUUCCCCACCUGGAACGGGCUACCGUCCCGAUGCUUCAGCUCUUGGUCCAACCAUCUCUCCGAUCCCCACACCAUUACUUAUUUGGUUCUCUUUCGCCAGAACUUUUCGCCGGCUACAAACCUGCUAUCCGGCCCUUGUUCUACCCCGCUGUGGGCGGCGGGGGCGCUGCUGUGGAAGAGGGUCCCAACGUUAAGAUUGUGAUUGCCGAUGACCGGAACGUUGCUGCGCCGACAACUGCGCCCCAGCAGCAGCCUCUGGGUCCCAUCAUCCUGCCCAUUCCGUUUCCUUGGUUGAUCAACAACACGGCCACGGGCACCGGCACCACCACGGUUCCCGAACUCAUCACCACCAGCACCACAACCAGCAGGCCUCUCGUCAGCGGCAGCUUGCCGCCCACCACUGGCACGGGUGGUCGGACCCCGAACAACCUGGGUUCAACGGCAUCCGGGUCCAAUUCGACAGCCCCGAUGAUGGUGUUCCAGCCCCAGUUCGUCUUCACUAACCAGUACCCCAAUAUCCGAGGCGGUCGCUUCGAUGUGAACGCAGGCGUAGACAUGCAGAACCACCCAGCGUCCACGACCAACGCCAAUCUUAACCCCUGGACUCAGCAGAACCCCUGGACCCCCCAACCGUCGGUGAACCAGCACCAGCCCUUGUGGACCCAACAACCUCUGUGGAGUCAACAGCCAGUCUGGAAUCCGGCACACGUACCCAGCCAGGGCGUUUCCUGGAUCCCGCAAGCGUUAGGACCAUGGAUGGGACCCCAGCAGGUGCACGGCCCUUGGUCACCCUCGGCUAACGUGAACCCCUCCGCCGCCGUGGCCCCUUCGUUCUCAAUGCCCUCGACCAUCGCCGUCGUGCCGCCUAGUGCCAAUCAACCUUCCGCACAGACCACCAACUGGCCCGGCAAUGUCGACCUAACCACUACCGGCACCAACAUGGUCUACGUGAUGGGUCCCACCUUCGACCUUCCACAAGGCACUGAAACUGCUACUCUCCAAACCUACCGCGGGAGAUCCCGUUUCGCACACUAG
Molecule: messenger RNA, 1176 nt
Organism: Gregarina niphandrodes
Lineage: Eukaryota; Apicomplexa; Conoidasida; Eugregarinorida; Gregarinidae
Exons: 1
Coding region: 1-1176 (391 amino acids)
Source: RefSeq, a predicted model, not a curated record